Micropterus dolomieu (smallmouth bass) is the source of this 3182-nucleotide messenger RNA. RefSeq names its product high mobility group AT-hook 2 (gene hmga2). Gene Ontology annotation, biological process: regulation of DNA-templated transcription. The record is from RefSeq and is a predicted model, not a curated record. Lineage: Eukaryota; Metazoa; Chordata; Actinopteri; Centrarchiformes; Centrarchidae. Gene Ontology annotation, molecular function: DNA binding; transcription coregulator activity. The coding region runs from base 342 to 668 and encodes 108 amino acids. The transcript has 5 exons. Gene Ontology annotation, cellular component: chromatin; nucleus.
GCGCUGUCAGCUCGCUGCUGCAUGGUCCUGCCCGGUGCCGCGGUGCGUUGUAGCCGAGUGUGAGCUGGAGGUGCUCGGUGUCUCAGACUCAGCUGUCCCCGGUGUUCUGCCUUCUUACGCUCAUUGACCUCAAACCUUCAGCUGCUCACUGGCUUCUUUGGUGAGCCUCAACGCCGCCAGUCCUCCUUCCUGUGGAAGACUUAGGCUACAAGUGGACGACAGACCUGUUAAAGUGCCAUUGGAAGUAUCCACGUAGGCUGCCUCCAUUUCUUUUUUUUUCUUUCUUUUCUUAAGUCUUUUCUGUUCACCGGGAGAACGGCGGAGCUGCAGCACCGGGAACCAUGAGCGGACGCGGGGACGAGGCCGGGGAGAGCUCUGGCUCCCAGGAGCCCGCGGGGGCCGCGGAGCCCCAGAAGAGGAGGCCGGGGAGACCGCGGAAGCCCCCAAAAGAGCCCACUGGAGAGCCUGUCCCCAAGCGACCGAGGGGCCGUCCCAAAGGAAGUAAGAACAAGGGCCCCUCCAAGGCAGCUCAGAAGAAAGCAGAGGCACCCGGGGAGAAAAGACCCAGGGGGCGACCAAGGAAAUGGCCACAACAAGUUGUCCAGAAAAAAUCCACUCAGGAAGAAGAAGGUGAAGAAGAGGCUGAAGAGUCCCCAGAAGAGGACUAAGCUUCCACGCCGUGAGACCUCUACCUCAUUCAGCUGUCAGGUCUUUGAAAGGGAAAAGACUGCCUUGACCACUUAUUUUUGACUUUUUCUACAUGGGAUGUUACACGGUUCGAUUUCAGAGCAUUUCCAUCUUUGAUCUGUCACUGAACAGGCAGAGAUGUGCAGUACAUGUCUGCAUUUCUAAAUUCCUUUGAUACAUUUUUACACAGAUUUUUGUACAGAUGCUGCAAUAUGGGGGAGAUCAAAAGAAACCAGUACUAGUAAUUGUAGUGCUGCCAGCUACCAAUAGGCUGAACAGAUAAGUCCAGACAUUCUGCCUGUCAAAACAGAAACAGGUUUGGCAGCAAUGGACGUGUCAUCGGCCCCGUAUCACAAACUUACUCUUCUCAAUGAGAAUAAACUAAAAACAUACAGAAACCGACAGACACAAGAAGUAAGUAUGGCCGCACCCCAAAUGUCUGGAAUUGUGGUUCAGGGCAUUAGCAGGGGGUGCUUCAUUCUGAAGACUACACCUUUGUACUGAGGUGCAAAUCAAACGCACUCACAGUGCCACUGUAGAGCGGGCGCUCUCUCUCUCUCUCUCUCUCUCUCUCUCUCUCUCUCUCUCUCUCAUAUAGACAGACACAGAUGCACAGACUCUUUCACUCACCCUCUCACUGUUAACUGAUUCUCCAGACACUGACGGCAGAAAAGAGAACAACAUUGUUUCAAUUCCAGCAGCCUGGUAUUGUCUUAUAGAAAUGUAGAACAGAUAUAUCAGGGUUGGUUCUAAACCAAGCCAAUCCGCCCACCGCUCACCCAAACUGGUGUUAGACCACCAAAGACAGAGAGACACAGAGAUCUUUCCUCAGGGCAGUGAUUUAUCCAUCGUGUUGGCUUAAAGCCAUUUAGAAACAUGCUUGCUGAAGCUGUUAGCAUUGGCUCAGAUUUAACUUUAUCAUCAGACUGAGUCUUCAUACAUCAUCUAUACUUUUACAACAUGGCCAUCUUUCUGUGGCUUCUCUCUCUGAUGAUAUCCAGAGAAGAAAUGGCACGCAAUGCAAAGGUUGGUCACUGGGUGAACCUGCAGCGCAGUCUGGUCUCCUGAUAUUUGGUGAAAGUGCAAGUUUUAAUUGUCAGUAAAGAUAUAGGAAUUGAAUCUGAAUUUGAAAAUCUGGACGUAAAAGACUGAAUAAGAGACCUGAAUGGAUCUCGAUGGGUUGAACAAAUCCAUCUAAAUAAUUACAUUUUCUAUGGGACAACACAAAAAUGGCCGAAAAAUAAAACCAAUUAUGUGAUUAUGUGACCAUUUGCUAGUUUGUCAGAACAUCAACAAAAGUGCCUAGACUGUAUUUAAAGCUUUCAUGUUGAUACAUCUUUGAUCAGGACUGGACUUGCUAGACCAGAAAAUCAGAGCACUACAUGAUCUCUGCUUUGCUCUCCCUGUUGUUGGUGGACUGACAGACCUCUUUCAUUGGUCUAGAAAAUGCUAGAACCUCUUUACAUCCUGUCGGUGCUCCACUACCAAACUGUUUGACUUUGCAUCAGACUACUGUAGACCGUUUGUUAACAAUAACAACAAGCUCAUGAACAUAGCUUCAUUCAGUUUGUUUCAUUGCGCAACAAAGCUUUAAAACCGUGAUUCCAUCAUUGAUGUCACACUGCAAAGAAAUCCAGGCUUGGUCUGCCUUACAAAAGAAAAACCUCAAGAACAAAAACCACAUGAACAAACCACACUUUACCUCAUGACACAUUUACCUGGAUUUAGUGGCAGCGUGACAUUGGACAACUCAUCUCGCACUGUAACUCCAGUGAACCUAACGUUUUAAGGAAAACUGAUAGUCAGCGCUUUCUGGUCACUAAUAUGCAAUACCUUCUCCUGAUUUCAAACUACCUCUGACUCAGCACAACCAGCUUGUGAACGCUGUCGCUCAGUACACACCAACCAACGCACAGGAAGGCAGUGUACGUUCAGAUAUUUGAUAAUGUGUUGUAGCGUUAUGCUGUACAUUAACGAGGUCAUGCCGGUUGUUGUCUUGUCAUGGGGGAAUUUGUUUGCAACUGUUUUGUUUGAUUCAGGCGAACCCUACAGAAUCUGUAAAGAAGCAAAAGUCAGAAAUGACAGAGAGACAACAUCAACUGCUUAUUUUUUUCAAUUGACCAUCUUUUCUGUUGGUUAUGAUGGGCCAGUCAAGUGCUUUAACAAGGUUAGAAGCAGUGCAAAGACAUGGUAUCCAUGCGGAUAACAUAACAUUAUAAUAUUUUAACAAAAAUAAGCUUUUCAGUUUCAACAUUUUUUACUUUACUUGGAGACAGACUCUGAAGCCUACAGUUCAGCAUUUGUAAUUUCCAUAUCCACAUGUCCGUAUAUUAUGUUCAGAUGUUACAGUCACACUGAAAGCCAGGGUUUUUUUGCAGUUACAUUUUCAGCUUUGGUUGUCUCCAUACAAAAUAUGUCUAUAAAUGUGUAAAAUAUUUUUUUUAAUGUACAUGAUCUAAUUUCAUUAGAAUAUGUGUGAAUUAUAUUAUAUAUGU